GAUUUCUUGUAUUGGGAUGACAUUUGUUAUGAGUCGUGGUAUCGGAUUCUACCUGCUACAGACAUAUCUGCCAAGCGUUCUAAUCGUGGUAUUGUCGUGGAUGAGCUUUUGGAUCGAUAUUACCUCCACUCCGGCAAGGGUGACUCUGUGUACUACGACUGUGCUGACCAUGACAACGACCAGCGUUGGUAAUAUCGAUGGCCUGCCUAAAGUGUCGUACAUCAAGGCUAUUGACAUAUGGUUUGCUGCGUGCCUCUCGUUCAUUGUUGGUAUCUCAUUUGAAUAUGCAAUUGUUAACUACUUUUGGACACGUGAAAGGUCACCAACGACGGGCUUUAAGGAUAUUAAGAUAUCGAAAAUGUGGCGCCAGUGCAUUGAUGCCGAGAUGACCUCCUCGAUGCGUUCGGAUUUACGAGAAAGACGCGACAGUACGGAGAAGAGCCAUCCGUUUGACACUUCCAGGGCCACCCUGGAUGGGGAGAUAUACGGCAACAGGUCACGACGUGCUAUGGAAGUCAGGGUGAGCCCGGAACCUCCGACUGUGAAUGAAUUUGAAAUACGCACGCGCCAACUGGCCCGUGAUAUCGAUAGAACCGCACGUUGGGGAUUUCCCAUGGCGUUUAUUCUGUUCAUCAUCGUCUACUUCUCGUAUUAUCUGCGGGGUCACAAUGUGUUUUUCGAGUGAACGCCACGCGAUCACGUCACCAUGAAUGCGGAUCUAAAACCACAGCCAGACUAAUUGAUCUUACGACUUUUACAUAUGAACGGACGACCAAACUUGUUAUUUACUUAUUAAUGCUGCCAGCAGAUUUAACAGUGUAGGAUAAUGAUUAAAACACACUAACUUCACUUGCUCAUUAAACGACAGAAUAAGACGAACAAACGUUGGAGCAUGGGACA
Messenger RNA from Saccoglossus kowalevskii, 900 nucleotides. RefSeq names its product glycine receptor subunit alpha-2-like. Gene Ontology annotation, biological process: monoatomic ion transmembrane transport. Gene Ontology annotation, cellular component: membrane. Gene Ontology annotation, molecular function: transmembrane signaling receptor activity; extracellular ligand-gated monoatomic ion channel activity. Lineage: Eukaryota; Metazoa; Hemichordata; Enteropneusta; Harrimaniidae. The record is from RefSeq and is a predicted model, not a curated record.